Melanotaenia boesemani (Boeseman's rainbowfish) is the source of this 3291-nucleotide messenger RNA. RefSeq lists its product as uncharacterized. The record is from RefSeq and is a predicted model, not a curated record. Bases 217 to 963 code for a protein of 248 amino acids. NCBI's taxonomy places the organism in Eukaryota, Metazoa, Chordata, Actinopteri, Atheriniformes, Melanotaeniidae. Gene Ontology annotation, biological process: protein localization to plasma membrane. The transcript is spliced from 8 exons.
UCAGACAGAAGGUGGUGCUUCAACAGAGUGGCAGAAAGAGAAGACUCCCAUCACAGCAGGACUGUACUCUGACCUCUCUACAGCAGGAAACUGCUGUGAGGAUCUGAUGUUAACUUCAUGAGGAAUCGGCACAGCUUUAAGGAAACCUGAGUGCACUGAGGAAACCUUGGAAGAAGAAAUCCCUGCUUCAGUUUUAUUCUUCGUCAUUACUGAGAGAUGAUGUUCUGGAUUAUCUUCCCAAUCACGCUAGCUCUGGUGUCUAUCAUUGGAACAUGGAGCGUAUAUGGCCUGGCCUUCACCAACAAUCAUGUGUGCUCCCUUAGUGAUUGGAGUGGUUCCAAUAUCUGCACACUCAAUAUUUCCAAUGGCUGUUGCUUUGUUCCAACCAUAAGCUCAAGUGGAACCAGUGCACCAGAAAACUCCCUUUUUACAGCCACCAUUAAUGCCGGAUCCUUCCUGUUUCUGCUGUUCUCUAUGUUCCACCAUGCUCAUAUUAUGGAGAAACAUGCAUGUCACUUCUUGCUGAGCAAAUCUGCGCUGGUGUUUGGGGUGGUGGCGGCCAUGGGAGCGUUUGCAGCUGGAAACUGUAAUCCAGGUUACCUGUCACUCCUUCACUACUUCGGAGCUGCCAUCAGUUUCAUCUGUAUCUGCUUCUACACGAUCUUACUCACUGCCCUGACCAGGAAGUGUGUCCUGACGGGAUAUGAGGGCGUUCUUUAUCCACUGCGCUUCACCUCCACUGUCAUUCAAAUCAUUGUGACUAUCUGCUAUACUGUGUUGUUUGCCCAGGACGACUACUUUUACAGACACCUGUCUGCCAUGUUUGAGUGGAUGCUGAGCAUCAACCUGGAGCUCUUUGAGCUCAGCUAUACAGUGGAAUUUUCCUUCUUCUCGUCCUUCAUGAUAUCAAAUAUUUUGAGCAAACGGGAGGAAGAGAAGCCUUUAAUCAUGUCAAUGUCCUGAUAUAAGGCUGCCAGGGUCCAGCGUACAUGCACAAGCAGUGAAGAUGGACUGAGUAAGACAUCUGUAACUACAGUGGCUGGACUCUGGCUGAGAGAUUAGUAGCAUUUUGAUCUUUUUGUUGCAGGUAUGUGCAUGUGUGUGUGUCUACUGGGAUGGAUUAAGAUCACCCCCACCCCAGACUUCAUAUUGUAACCUAAAGAUGAUCUUCCAUAAGGGGGGGGAUUUCUGUCUCUUAGAUAAGACUAUAUAUGCAUUUUAUUUAUUGACAAUUUCACUGAAAUGAACAAAACAUAUAACUGAAUUGUACACAGAUACUCUGCCAACAGAACAAUUAACAUAAUGUACUGUAAUGAAACUCUAUUUUUUUCUUCUUUUUGAUGGAUGUAAGGGGCAACAUCCAGUGGACAAGAUUUCUCAACACAGAUAUAAUCCAUGAUCUCCAUGCUCACCGAUGCUGGCAUGCCAUUGUUUCAUUUGUAGUUCUUAGCACAUAAGCAGUUUUAGCACUGCAAUAAAAUCAUGUCCACAUAGUAAUCAGCCCUGUUCUUGUGGCGAUAGAGAGGAUUAAUUCUGAUCUGAAGGGUGGAGGAACCUUCAAAGUUUCAUGACUUCACACCAUCCUGUUUGACUGGAUAAUUAAUACUCAGUGACAUUUGAAGCCAGUUUGAAUUUAUUUUCAAUGAAAACACAGGUGUCAUGUCCUCAACUGGUUUUCAUAAGCUCAGUGGAUGUUGUCAGUCUUGUUCCAGUCCAUGCUCUGUUAAACAUAUUUCACUAUAUCUGUACAUACUGAAGAGAACGUAAUCCGUUUUAACAACUUUAAGAGUCUCAAAACAUAUUUAAAGUUUCUUGAGUUUACGAGAUGAGAAAUAUAACGUGAGAAAAACAACAGAUUUUAAAUCUCAUUAAAUGCUUGUAUCUAUAGACUGCUCUUUGUUUUUCUCAUCAGCUUGAAGCAGGUGGGUGUCAGUCAGGGUUAUGGAAGAGUUAAGUGGAGAUUUUAUUCUUCCUGUCCUUCUGAGAUAAAUUCAGCUGCAGCAGAUUGAGUUUUUAUAACACAAAGCACUAAAUAAAAACUAAGUUUUCUGAAACUAAAACGUGAGAAAUAGCUAUUGAAGUCUACAAGACUUGAAAGUUGCUAUGAAGCACAAUGUGACUAAAUGUACAUUUUGUGCCUUCAACACACACAGCACAUACUAAUUAUCUGUAAUGAUCAUAUAAUGAAAAUUCACACUCAGAGAAAAUCGUGCUGUUUUACGAGCUUAAAUGACAACACGUAGCCAUCUCUGACUGUUUAUUAAACAUAUUCUGGCAAAACAAAUUCAGCUUUUUUCUUGUUUCUCCUUCGACAUACAGAAUGUUGUAGACUGGUUGUCUGUGGGCCAGGAGCUAUUAUAUCCAUGUGUAAUAUACAACCUCAUUCAGCCUCCAUCUGACAUUUUCUGUGGCUGCUCAGGAGACUUACAUAAUAAUGGGAUGGAAUUUUGAAUUACUACCUUAUGAAAGGGUUUGAAAGUUAAUUAUCCUUGUAUUUUUUCCUGUAAAUUAUCUUGAUAAAAUGCUGCAAUCACCACUCUCAAUGGCUGCCAAACAUUUAGACUAGAGUAGUGGACAGUGCAUACCACAAUACUUCAGCCCCCAUUCAUAGUGGAGGUUUUAAGUGUUCCCUUUGCAGGAAAUGCUUCUCCUGAAAAAGAAAAUGUACCUAUGAGUCACACCAAUCAAUUCUCUUUAAGGAAAAGACAAUUUUGAGGAAGAACAAGUUUGCUCCAGGUAGGUUCUGGAAAAGUUGUGAGAACAAAGGUUCACCUAAUUUCUCCAGCCUGCCCUAUUAAUGACGGUUCAGUGUUUAGGAAAAUAGGACAUUAAGCACUGAUUUUGAGUUAUUAUUGAAGUCUGGUUGUGUUUAGCUAAAGUUGUGAUCUGGAUCAAGAUUAGCCCACUGCAGAAAUCCUGGAAAUUAGAAAAGGUUCACCACACACUGUCUUGCAAUUUUAGUUAUUUAGCAGCCGAAGGUCCACAUCUCUUUCCCAGGAGUUAGCGGACUUAAAACUGAGCUAAAACCUGAAAAAUGAAUGCUGCUCUGACUUCAGCAUUUAGAAAUCGGCAUCUGCUAAUGAGCUCAACAUACAGAGUAUAAAGGCAUCAGUGGAAUGCCGUAAAUGUCAUUUGCCCCUAAGUGCUAAAAAAUUACUGCAGGUUAAAAUCGUAUGACAUAAUUCAGCACCACUUUCCACAAAAGUGACAACAUGGCUCCAGUUUUAAUGCAAAGCACUUAACCUUUACUUGAAAGAAGGUAAUAUACAUCCUGGAAUUACAGAUAAUAAA